AUGUAUAUAGAACUGGAAUUAAAGCAGAACAAGCUCAAAAAUCCAAUUCGUAGAACUCUUUGCUCCCACUUGCUCAACAGUUUCAGCUCUAUUGCAGCCUUGAUAUAUAUGCACCCAUACACCAGUCCGUCUCACAAACCAAAGGUGGCGAUCGCGAGUAGUCGACUACUAGUACUUCACUCGAUCAAUUUAUCAUGGUAUGUAUUAUUUUUCACAGACGCUAACUGCACCAGAUUACUAACCCAGGGUCAAGGUCCAUCCGGCAUGCCUGGAGGCGAAGGCUUCGGUAAAAAGAAAGACGACAAGAAGAAGGAGAAACCUAAAUAUGAACCACCUGUCGAGUCCAAAUUCGGAAAGAAAAGAAGAAAGGGUCCGGACACAGCGGUGAAACUUCCAAGCGUUUACCCCAAUACUCGCUGUAAGUUGAAGUUGUUGAAACUUGAACGAAUCAAGGAUCAUUUAUUGUUGGAAGAAGAGUAUGUUACCAACCAAGAAGCGUUCCAACCCACAGAGGCGAAACAAGUUGAAGAAAGAGAGAAGGUGGACGAUCUUCGUGGCUAUCCAAUGUCUAUCGGUACUUUGGAGGAGAUUAUAGAUGACGAUCAUGCCAUUGUGUCCAGCACUGCAGGUUCGGAGUACUAUGUGAGCAUCAUGUCAUUUGUGGAUAAAGGCUUGUUAGAGCCCAGUUGUUCAGUGUUAUUACACCACAAGACGGUGUCGAUUGUAGGUGUCCUUCAAGACGAUGCUGAUCCUAUGGUAUCUGUCAUGAAACUCGACAAGUCUCCGACCGAGUCAUACGCCGACAUUGGUGGACUCGAAGCACAAAUCCAAGAGAUCAAGGAAUCGGUCGAGUUGCCGUUGACGCAUCCCGAAUUAUAUGAAGAAAUGGGAAUUAAACCACCAAAGGGUGUGAUUCUUUACGGUGCUCCCGGUACCGGUAAGACGUUAUUGGCGAAGGCUGUAGCGAACCAAACGAGUGCCACAUUCUUGCGUAUUGUGGGAUCAGAAUUGAUUCAGAAAUACUUGGGUGACGGUCCAAGGUUAUGUCGACAAAUUUUCCAAAUCGCAGCAGAACAUGCUCCCUCUAUCGUGUUUAUCGACGAGAUUGAUGCCAUCGGUAGUAAACGUUAUGAAUCGUCUUCAGGUGGUGAACGUGAAAUUCAAAGAACCAUGUUGGAACUUUUGAAUCAAUUGGAUGGUUUCGACGACCGUGGAGAUAUCAAGGUAAUCAUGGCAACCAAUAAGAUCGAAUCAUUGGAUCCCGCCUUGAUUCGUCCUGGAAGAAUCGACAGAAAAAUCUUAUUCGAGAAUCCUGAUUCAAAUACCAAAAGAAAGAUCUUGACGAUCCACACAUCAAAAAUGAGCUUGGCUGAUGAUGUAAACCUUGAAGAGUUGGUCACUUCGAAGGAUGAUUUAUCAGGCGCUGAUAUCAAGGCAAUGUGCACAGAGGCCGGAUUGUUGGCUUUGAGAGAAAGAAGAAUGCAAGUCAAAGCCGAUGACUUUAAAGCUGCGAAGGAAAGAGUAUUGAAGAACAAGGUGGAGGAGAACCUUGAAGGGUUGUAUUUGUAG
Molecule: messenger RNA, 1569 nt
Organism: Meyerozyma guilliermondii ATCC 6260
Lineage: Eukaryota; Fungi; Ascomycota; Pichiomycetes; Serinales; Debaryomycetaceae
Gene: RPT2
Product: proteasome regulatory particle base subunit
Exons: 1
Coding region: 1-1569 (522 amino acids)
Biological process (GO): proteasome-mediated ubiquitin-dependent protein catabolic process
Cellular component (GO): proteasome regulatory particle, base subcomplex
Molecular function (GO): ATP hydrolysis activity; ATP binding; proteasome-activating activity
Source: RefSeq, a predicted model, not a curated record